CCUGCGACAUAGACUUCACACCAACUUCUAUUAAUCGCUCCUCCUCUUCUUCAGUCCUUCCACUAUAUUAAAACCACUCUUAAGCUCCCAUUUCCCCGCUAUAAUUCCAUUUGAUCCACAGACUUGUCUUCCCCCUCCCCCCACCUUUUCUUCUCCACCUUGAAAAAAAUGGGUUAUGGCAGGCUUGGAUCACCGGAGCCCACAGGGUCAUUUCCCGAAUCAUCUCUCACAAACCAACAAGAGAAACCCACCACCACCUCAACCAGAAAACCCAAGCUCAUUAUACUCGGUGUCAUCGCUUUCCUCCUCUUCUUCGGUGCUGUAGCUUCCGCCGCCCUCAUAGUAAUUCUCCGACCCAAAACUUCCGGUGAACCAGCUAAGUCAAUCCGGGGAAAACCCUCACAGUCCAUCUCCAAAGCUUGCAGCAUGACUCGUUACCCAGAUCUCUGUGUCAACUCUCUCGUCGACUUCCCCGGAGCUCUCAAUGCUGGUCAACGUGACCUCGUUCACAUCUCAGUUAACAUGACCCUUCAACAUGUCGGAAAAGCACUCUACGACGUUUCCGAUAUCGGAAACUUACAGAUGGAUGUUCUGGUUCGGUCGGCCUACGAGGAUUGUCUUGAGCUACUAGAUGAAUCAGUCAAUCAGCUCUCACGGUCACUUGUGUCGGUGGCGCCGCCCGUUGAAGGCGGAGGAGGAGGGCCCGUUGGUUCGACACAAGACGUGAUGACGUGGUUGAGCGCGGCACUCACCAAUCAGGACACUUGUACGGAGGGAUUCGAUGAUGUGAGUGGUGGGUACGUGAAGGAUCAGAUGUUGGUGAAGCUCAAGAAUUUGUCGGAGCUGGUGAGUAAUUGCUUAGCCAUCUUCGCUUCCACUAGCGAUAACGAGGACUUCUCCGGCGUUCCCAUUCAAAACCGGCGGAGAUUGAUGGAAAGCAAUUUCCCGGCGAUGGCGGAGGAAAAGGAAAAUGAUGGGUUCCCGGCAUGGGUGACGAGAAGAGAUAGGAGGCUUCUUCAAACACCUGCGCCAGCGAUAAGGGCUGACAUUGUGGUGUCUACAGAUGGCACCGGCAACUAUAAGACGAUCACUGAAGCAAUUAAAGCUGCUCCAGAACAAAGCACUCGCCGUAUCGUUAUCUAUGUGAAGGCCGGAAGGUAUGAAGAGGAUAAUAUAAAGGUAGGGAGGAAGAAGACCAAUUUGAUGUUCAUAGGAGACGGGAAGGGUAAAACCAUCAUAACAGGUGGAAAGAGCGUAGGGACGUACACCACCUUCCACUCUGCAUCCUUUGCGGCGACGGGAACUGGAUUUAUAGCAAGGGACAUGACCUUCGAGAACCAUGCGGGGCCGGCAAAGCAUCAAGCAGUGGCUCUACGAGUAGGUGCGGAUCAUGGGGUGGUGUAUCGGUGCAGCAUCAUAGGUUACCAAGAUACGCUUUAUGUACACUCGCAGCGACAGUUCUUCAGGGAAUGCGACGUUUACGGUACAGUGGAUUUCAUAUUUGGAAACGCUGCAGUGGUGCUGCAGAAUUGUAAUCUCUACGCACGCAAGCCCAUGGCCCAACAGAAGAAUACUAUUACGGCCCAGAAUCGUAAAGACCCCAACCAGAACACCGGAAUCUCUAUCCAUAACUGUCGGAUCCUAGCUACGCCGGAUCUUGAACCCGUUAAAUAUGCAAACCCGACUUAUCUGGGUCGUCCCUGGAAGAUGUACUCGAGGACGGUGUACAUGAUGUCGUACAUGGGGGAUCACAUCAACCCUAGGGGUUGGCUGGAGUGGAAUGGUAACUUUGCCCUUGACACCCUCUAUUACGGGGAGUACAUGAAUGACGGUCCAGGUGCAGCAGUUGGGAAACGGGUCGGGUGGAAAGGUUACCGGGUCAUUACUUCUGUCGCGGAGGCUAGUAAGUUCACGGUCGCCCAAUUCAUCUAUGGAUCAUCAUGGUUGCCGGGGACCGGGGUGGCCUUCAUCGCCGGCUUGUCGGUUUAAAUUUAAAUUUUUAUGUUUCUCUUUGUUUUGUUUCUUGGUCAAAUGAUCAAGAUGCAAGGGUUAUGGUUUCUUGUGCAUGCCCUCUCAUAUCCUAUCCUUGUGGACUCCACACAUUCUCUCCUCAUUAAACGCCCCCUUUAUUGGAUAAUCAGAUCAUCCACCCUUUCAAAACUACACUUUAACAUCAUAGCAAUUCCUAGAAAUCCCUCUUCCUAUAAAGAUAAUAUAGUUUCAUAUGAUGAUGGGCAAUUAUUUAUCUUCCUACUCUCUAUUUGUAUAAAACCAUAGAUUGAUAAGUUUCCCUUUUUAUUUUCCCCUUAUUUUGAAGUUGUACAAGGAAUGAAAAUUCCAAGAAUGCCCUUGCCUUCUGCUAAUUAUAAUGAAAAAUUCCUUAUGUUUUGUGUA
This is a messenger RNA of Macadamia integrifolia, 2394 nucleotides long. RefSeq names its product probable pectinesterase/pectinesterase inhibitor 61. Lineage: Eukaryota; Viridiplantae; Streptophyta; Magnoliopsida; Proteales; Proteaceae. Bases 169 to 1989 code for a protein of 606 amino acids. Gene Ontology annotation, molecular function: pectinesterase activity; pectinesterase inhibitor activity. The record is from RefSeq and is a predicted model, not a curated record. Gene Ontology annotation, biological process: cell wall modification. The transcript is spliced from 3 exons.